UUUGAGAUAAAAUAGCUCGACUUGGUGUCUGAGAGAUUCAGUUGUUCGCAAACGUUCUAGCCGCAAGUUUGAACAGCCGAUCAGGCAUAGAACGGAUAUACAAAAUACACAGAAUCUACAAAAUAUAUUAACAGAUCAUCGAAAUGCAAUACGUUAUUGGAUUGCUGUGCCUGGUGGCUGUAGGAGUCAAUGCAGCUCCCGCUGCUAGUAGUAAAUACUUUUCGGCGAACGAUUUGCCGAAAUGCUCAACGGACGAGGACAAGCUUGGGGAGUGCAUCAAGGAGAUAUUCAAUACGGUGACGCCUCGUCUCAAGGACGGCAAUCCCGAGCUGAAAAUCCCGCCCUAUGAGCCCUUCCAUCUCAACCGCACGAGCUUUCAGUACUCCAGUGGGACUGUCAACGGCCGUAUCACCGUCCGGAAUGCCAAGAUCUACGGAUUCGCGGCCAACACCGCCAAACAAGUGAGCAUCAAGGUCAAUGGCGACAAAGUCAAGCUGCGCCUGGUCACCUACAUGCCCAAGAUGAACAUUGUGGGCAGCUACAAGGCCGACAUGCAGGUGAAUCAGCUCCAGCUGAAGCCCAAAGGCGAAUUCAACGUAACGCUGAUGGAUGUGGAGACGACCACGUUAACUGAAGGAGAGCUGUACGAGAAGGACGGGCAUCGGUUUUUGCGCCUCACCGGCAUCGAUACAAAGCCAAAGAUUGGAGAUUUGACCAUCAAAGCCAAUGGAAUUUUCCCAGAUCCAGAACUGGAUCAAAUAGCCCUCAAUGUCGCCAAUCAAUAUUGGCGCGAUAUCUAUGGAAUCAUGCUGCCUGAGACGCGUCAGUAUUGGCAGCCCCUCUUACUGCGCAUGUUCAACGAGUCUCUAGAACUGGUUCCCAUCGAUCAGUUUAUCAAGGAGUAGUUCAAUUAGUUAUAGUUUUACAAUUUGUGAUGAUGGCUUUAUAGUGCAUAAAUAAAUGAUUAUAUUGCCAAGGUGCAGUUAAAUAAUAA
Drosophila persimilis is the source of this 994-nucleotide messenger RNA. RefSeq lists its product as uncharacterized. The transcript has 4 exons. Lineage: Eukaryota; Metazoa; Arthropoda; Insecta; Diptera; Drosophilidae. The record is from RefSeq and is a predicted model, not a curated record. The coding region runs from base 144 to 905 and encodes 253 amino acids.